GAACAUGCAUAUGACGUGUACUUGACAGUUGGCAAUAAUUAUUUUCUAUAGAAAAACACCAAAAAAUAAUGUUUUCAUUCCAGUAAAUUAAUUAAAAUAAUUUGAUAAAUUUGCAAUAAAAAAACAAGUGUUUAAUAACAAUAGAAACGUUUGGAAAGUGGCAAAAGUAAAUAAACAAUAUGCUGACGCUAAGAGAAAGGCAAAUAAAUGCUAUUAAGCAAAUGCUUAAUCUAAAUGUUCAACAGCCUAAAGUUUUAGCCGCUGAACCUGUUUGGAAAAUAUUGAUCUAUGACCGGGUGGGUCAAGAUAUCAUAUCGCCCAUUAUAUCGAUAAAAGAGUUAAGGGAAUUGGGUGUAACUUUGCAUGUACAACUGCAUUCAGAUCGUGAUUCUAUACCCGAUGUUCCUGCCAUUUACUUUUGUAUGCCUACCGAUGAAAAUUUGGAUCGUAUACAACAGGAUUUUACCAAUGGCCUUUAUGACAUCUAUCACUUGAACUUCUUGGCUCCCAUUUCGAGACAGAAAAUAGAAGAUUUAGCUGCUGCCGCUUUGCAGGCCGGUUGUGUGGCUAAUAUUCAUCGGGUCUAUGAUCAGUAUGUGAAUUUUGUCAGUUUGGAAGAUGAUUUCUUUAUAUUGAAACAUCAGAAAAGUGAUCAAUUGUCUUAUUAUUCCAUAAAUCGUGCCAAUACGCGGGACGAUGAAAUGGAAGCUCUUAUGGAUUCUAUAGUGGAUUCCUUAUUUGCUGUUUUCGUUACCCUGGGAAACGUACCUAUUAUACGUUGCCCCCGUAACACUGCAGCAGAAAUGGUGGCACGCAAGUUGGAAAAGAAAUUACGUGAAAAUUUGUGGGAUGCUCGUUCAAAUCUAUUCCAUAUGGAUGCUACUCAAGCUGGUGGUGGGGUAUUUAGUUUUCAACGUCCUGUUCUUUUACUGCUAGAUCGUAAUAUGGAUUUAGCUACUCCUUUACAUCACACCUGGUCUUAUCAGGCUUUAGUACAUGAUGUUUUAGAUUUGGGUUUGAAUCUGGUGUACGUAGAAGAUGAAUCACCAGCGGGAGGCACUCGCAAAAAACCCAAACCUUGUGAUCUAGAUCGCAAUGAUCGUUUCUGGAGCAAUCAUAAAGGCAGUCCUUUCCCCACAGUGGCCGAGGCUAUACAGGAAGAAUUAGAAUCCUAUCGUAAUUCUGAGGACGAAAUUAAACGUCUUAAAACUUCUAUGGGUAUUGAUUGUGAAAAUGAGGUGGCCUUUUCUAUGGUCAAUGAUACCACAGCACGUCUAACUAAUGCUGUCAACUCUUUGCCUCAACUCAUGGAAAAGAAACGUUUAAUUGAUAUGCAUACAAAAAUUGCCACUGCUAUUUUGAAUUGCAUUAAACAGAGACGUUUAGAUUCCUUCUUUGAGCUGGAAGAGAAAAUCAUGUCCAAACAGACUUUGGAUAAACCUUUAUUGGAACUUUUUAAAGAUCCUGAAUUUGGCACAGCCGAAGAUAAAUUAAGACUUUUCAUUAUAUUCUAUAUUUGCUCACAAAAUGUGCCCGAUUUUGAAAUCGAACGUCUAAAAGAGUCUCUACAAGAAGCUGGUUGUGAUUUGUCUUGCUUGGCUUAUAUACAACGAUGGAAGGGCAUUAUGAAUCGUACGCCCAAUAUGCAACAGGCCACUCAAUAUGAGGGUGGCGGCACUAAGACUGUUUCGAUGUUUUCGAAAUUGGUAUCGCAGGGCUCGUCGUUCGUCAUGGAGGGUGUUAAGAAUUUAGUGGUGAAAAAACAUAGUCUUCCUGUUACCAAAAUUACUGAACAAGUCAUGGAGUGCCGCAGUAAUCCUGAAACCGAUGAUUAUCUCUACUUAGAUCCUAAACUCUUAAAAGGUGGAGAUGUUAUGCCUAAAAAUCGUGCUCCCUUCCAGGAUGCUGUGGUAUUUGUGGUGGGCGGUGGCAAUUAUAUUGAAUAUCAAAAUUUAGUAGAUUUUAUACGUCAAAAACAAACUGCCAAUGUUACGAAACGCAUUGUCUAUGGCUCUUCGACUCUAACAAAUGCCAAACAAUUCCUUAAAGAACUGUCGGCAUUGGGUAAGGAAAUACAAGGUCCUGUCUUAAGUUAGGAUUCUGAAUAUUUAGCUAAAGGUUCACAUUUCAAGUGCUGUUGAACAGUAUAAUAUUUACGAUAAAAAACACACACAGAGAGCAUCGUCGUUGCAACGUAAUGAAGAUGUAAUAUUAACUCUACAUAAUAA
This is a messenger RNA of Lucilia sericata (common green bottle fly), 2228 nucleotides long. RefSeq names its product protein sly1 homolog (gene Slh). Gene Ontology annotation, cellular component: Golgi membrane; cytosol. The transcript is spliced from 5 exons. The record is from RefSeq and is a predicted model, not a curated record. Bases 180 to 2096 code for a protein of 638 amino acids. Lineage: Eukaryota; Metazoa; Arthropoda; Insecta; Diptera; Calliphoridae. Gene Ontology annotation, biological process: endoplasmic reticulum to Golgi vesicle-mediated transport; intracellular protein transport. Gene Ontology annotation, molecular function: syntaxin binding.